Atta colombica is the source of this 1901-nucleotide messenger RNA. RefSeq names its product leucine-rich repeat flightless-interacting protein 2. Bases 501 to 1709 code for a protein of 402 amino acids. Gene Ontology annotation, biological process: regulation of DNA-templated transcription. The record is from RefSeq and is a predicted model, not a curated record. The transcript has 9 exons. NCBI's taxonomy places the organism in Eukaryota, Metazoa, Arthropoda, Insecta, Hymenoptera, Formicidae.
GGUUCGGCGCGGCGCACUAUACUUCUUCAGCUUCUUGGUACUUCUCAGAUUUUCGCGUAGUUGCCUUUGACUGUUUCGCGUACAUACAUUGUUGUCCUUGUAAUGCAGAGUAGUCCAAAGUGGAGUACGAGAAUAAUCGAAAAAAUGUAUCUUUCGCUAAGCUGGAGUGCGAUGUUGCACACUGUGUUUGCCGAGUCUUACGCCUGAGUGAACCGCCGGAAUCUCGAACGAUUCUACAUGAUCUAGAAAUUGAAAUCCUCUAAUAUGCCUGUAAUGCUUGUAAUCGUCGAUUGUAGAUUGAAGUAGACUCAUGAUACUGUGACGUGCCUUUGCGGAUCUGAAAUUUACUCGGGAAAGUAGACUCGAUACCAUCCAAGACAGAUUCCUCCAAUAAUUUUGUAUCGACAUCCAAAUCAUUUACCUGUCAGUGUGUUGGAUGUGGAUUUUCUUAGUUAAAAUCGUUACAAUUGAAACAAAAUUUGUAAGAAAAGAAAUUCAAAAUGGAAUCAGCUAUAGCUGGACGAAGGCGAACUGCUACACGGCAUUCUGCAGAAGACCAAGCACUUGAUCAAAUAGCUAAGGAGGCAGAAGCAAGACUGGCUGCUAGGAGACAGGCAAGAGCAGAAGCCAGGGAAAUACGAAUGCGUGAAUUAGAAAGACAACAAAAAGAGGCAGAAGAGAAUGCUGAUAGGGUUUACGACAUAUGUGCAGUUGAUAUAAAUAGAACCAUGAGAGUAACUCCAGAUCCAGUACGUACAUCGCGACUUCUUACAAAUUCCAAUAAUUUCCAAUCGAGUCGUAGAUCUUCAGAAGAUUCAUUGGAAGAUGCAGGAUUAAGCAGAGAUAUUAGGCUGGAAUUAAAAGAAUUUGAAGAAAAAUUUAGAAAGGCUAUGAUAGCUAAUGCUCAAUUAGACAAUGAAAAAUCAUCUUAUGCCUACCAAGUUGAUUUGUUAAAAGAUAAAUUGGAAGAAUUAGAGGAAACCACUACACAAUUACGUAGAGAAUUAAGAGAAAAAAAUCGAGAUGUUGAACAAUUAAAACGGGUCAGUCAGCGAUUGAAAGAAGAUUUAGAUAUUUGCAGAGCGCAAUUACUAGAAAGAGAUACACUUAUACAAGAAAACGGUUUAGUUAUUGUUGAUAAUAAGGAAAAUGAAGAUGAGGAUAACGAAAAUAUUGAAAAUGAAUUAUGUCAUAAAAAGAAGAUAUUAGUCAGUACAGAAGCUGCAGAAUUAUUAGAAACAGCUGGUAAAGGUUCACUAGAUAUUCGACUGAGGAAAUUUGCUUCUGAAAAAAAGGAAUUGCAAGAUGAGAUUCGCCAUUUAAGAUUGGAAUUAGAAGAAACUAGAAAUCGCAUGAGACCCGAAAAAUCAUCUGGUUCGAUAUUAGGUUUAUCAGAUAACGAAGAUAUUCAACGUGAAGCAAAUAAAUUAUUGGCCGAUUAUAAAUUUAAAUUACAAAAAGCGGAACAAGAUAUGUCUACAUUGCAAGCAACAGUAGCUAGACUAGAAAGUCAAGUAAUUCGUUACAAAUCAGCUGCAGAAGCAUCUGAAAAAGCAGAAGAUGAGUUGAAAGUAGAAAAAAGAAAGUUGCAGAGAGAAGUAAGAGAAACACAAAGUCGUGUAGAGGAAUUGGAGACAGCAAAUUCUCAUCUACAAAGGAGAUUGGAUAAACUUAAAAACGCUAAAUCGGCUCUUUUAAAAGAGCUUUGAGUUAAUGUUUGCAGAGAUGUACAAUAAGUCUGUUACUUAUACUUUGAACAAAUCGUAACCCGAUGUUGCCUCCAAUUAAUAUUAUUUAUCACUUUGAAUAUAAUUUACAAAGGCAAAAAUUACGUAUUAUCGUUAUAACAUUUUAUUAUGUAGCGAAUGUCAUCCAGACAUAAAAAAUUGCUGUGGAAAAGA